Molecule: messenger RNA, 1487 nt
Organism: Gamsiella multidivaricata
Lineage: Eukaryota; Fungi; Mortierellomycota; Mortierellomycetes; Mortierellales; Mortierellaceae
Product: seryl-tRNA synthetase
Exons: 5
Coding region: 59-1396 (445 amino acids)
Biological process (GO): seryl-tRNA aminoacylation
Cellular component (GO): cytosol
Molecular function (GO): serine-tRNA ligase activity; ATP binding; tRNA binding
Source: RefSeq, a predicted model, not a curated record
GUCCUCUUUGUUCUGUUCUGCAUCUACCAGACCUUCACACGCAACACUUACUCACACCAUGCUGGACAUCAAUCUCUUUUUGGAGGAACGUGGAGGCGAGCCAGAGCUCAUCCGCGAGUCUCAGCGUCGCAGACAUGAGUCCGUCGAAAUCGUAGACGAGAUCAUCGCCCUCUACGAGGACUGGAAGACCAUGCGCUUCAACCUUGACCAAUUGAACAAGAAGUCCAACGCUAUUCAGAAGGAAAUCGGCAUGAAGAUGAAGAAAAAGGAAGACGCCUCGGAGCUCGUUCAGGCCCGUCUCGAUUGCAAGAAGGAGCAGGAAGCUAUGGAGGUUGAGCUCAAGGGAAAGGAGGCUUUGUGGUCUGCCAAGCUGGGCUUGGUCGGAAACAUUGUGCACGACUCUGUCCCCAUCUCUGACAACGAGGACAAUAACAUCGUUGAGAGAACCUACUUCCAAAAUGGCAAGGCUCCUGAACACAACCCCAAGCUGUACUCUCACGACGAGGUCCUCUAUCGUCUCGGUGCUUACGAUCCCGAGCGUGGUCACAAGGUUGCCUCGCACCGCGGAUACUUCUUGACCGAUGCCGGUGUCGAGCUCAACAUGGCUCUUAUCAACUACGGUCUCACUUUCUUGGGACGACGCGGCUAUAAGAAGCUCCAGACCCCUUACUUCAUGAAGAAGGAGGCCAUGGCUCAGACAGCACAACUGUCGCAGUUCGAUGAGGAGCUGUAUAAAGUUACUGGUGAGAACGAGGACAUGUAUCUGAUCGCUACCUCGGAACAGCCCAUCUCUGCCUUCCACGCCAACGAAUGGUUUGAGCAGCCCAAGGAGCAGUUGCCUGUCAAAUAUGCCGGCUACUCGACCUGCUUCCGCAAGGAGGCCGGUGCUGCCGGUCGCGAUACCUGGGGUAUUUUCCGCGUCCACCAGUUUGAGAAGGUCGAGCAGUUCUGCUUAACAGAACCCGAAAAGUCGUGGGAGAUGUUCGACCACAUGAUUCAGAACUCUGAAGAAUUCUAUCAGUCGCUCGGCCUCUCAUACCAGGUCGUCUCUAUUGUCUCCGGAGCACUUAACAAUGCUGCUGCGAAGAAGUAUGACUUGGAAGCAUGGUUCCCCUUCCAGGGCGCCUAUAAGGAGCUGGUCUCGUGCUCGAACUGCACUGAUUACCAGUCGCGCAAUCUCGAGAUCCGCUGUGGAAUCAAGAAGAUGGGUGAUCGUGAGAAGAAAUACGUUCAUUGCUUGAACUCGACCCUGACCGCGACCACCCGCACGCUUUCGUGUAUCUUGGAGAACUACCAGACCCCCGAGGGUGUCCGCGUCCCUGAACCCCUGAUCCCCUACAUGGACGGACGGGAUUUCUUGCCAUUUGUCCGUGAGCUCAAGAGCCCCAAGAAAUAAACGGUCGAUACCUUGGACAAGCGAUGUCCUUCCCGUAGAGAGCUAUCCUUCUCCAGAAAACGAAAUAAACGAAUCCCGAUGUAAUAUGAAA